This is a messenger RNA of Osmia bicornis bicornis, 3048 nucleotides long. Its product is annotated as late histone H1-like. The record is from RefSeq and is a predicted model, not a curated record. Bases 52 to 747 code for a protein of 231 amino acids. Gene Ontology annotation, molecular function: structural constituent of chromatin; double-stranded DNA binding; nucleosomal DNA binding. NCBI's taxonomy places the organism in Eukaryota, Metazoa, Arthropoda, Insecta, Hymenoptera, Megachilidae. Gene Ontology annotation, cellular component: nucleus; nucleosome. Gene Ontology annotation, biological process: negative regulation of DNA recombination; nucleosome assembly; chromosome condensation. The transcript has a single exon.
GAAAGUUGUUACUAAAUCGUGUUUACACAGUUAUUGUAUAAGUUGUAUAAGAUGGAGAUGAAAAACCACUCUGGAAACACCGGGGCAGUCGAAAAUGCCGCAAAAAAUCCGUCGCCUCCAAAAAAGUCUGCAAAAUCGAAAACAAAAUCCCAACGUUCUAAAUCGUCGCAUCCACCAACUGCAGAUAUGGUGAAUGCUGCUAUCAAAGCGUUACAAGAUCGCAAGGGAUCGUCAGUUCAAGCUAUCAAGAAAUACAUAGCAACGACAUAUAAAGUUGAUGGUGGAAAAAUGGCGCCAUUUAUUAAGAGAUACUUAAAAACUGCCGUAACUGCCGGUGCGGUGGUGCAAACCAAGGGAAAAGGUGCCUCUGGCUCGUUCAAGCUAUCCACACCUUCGAAGGGUUCCGAAUCAAACAGCAAAGCCAAACGCUCCGUGAAAAAGACCGCAUCUGCUGCAGUUGAAAAGAAACCUGCGCAAAAGAAGCUAACGAGUUCUAAAAAAGCGGCUGUUCCGAAGGAAACAGCUGCUGUAACUAAACAAACCACAGAAACCAAGAAACCUUCUCCGAAGAAAGCUAAAACUGCUGCUGUUAAGAAAGCAGAAUCUCUGAAACAGAAGACAGCAGCACCACCGAAGAAUUUGUCAAAAGUAAAGAAAGCUACAAAGGCGCCAGCAGCAAAGACGAAAACUCCAAAACCAAAAACAGCAAAGUCUCCCAAAUUUACAAGAGCAGCAGCGAAAAAGUAAUUCGUUGAAAAAUACCUACCAAUUGGCCCUUUUCAGGGCCACAAAUACUAUUUUGCAAAAGAACAAUCUUGGUUAAUGAAUGAAUAUCUUCACUGUUAUUUUUAAUAUUUGUACCAAUAGUACAUUCACUGUUUGAAGCAGAAGUGUGUUUCACACUGAAGGGCUGGGGGAAUGUGAGGAGCACGAUAAUGGAGAAAGAAGCGGCGAAGGAGUUGACUUCGGAAUUUCUUCGAUGUACUUUCCCACUUCCAAACGCAGUGGAAUGUUAUGGAUGUAGUGGUGGGCUAUAGAUAUUUCUAAAUGAGACCUUUUACAGUUUCUCAUUUUAUUAGCUACGUGUUCCCCAAAUACUGCAUACUCAUCUCUGGCAGAAGUUACUUCAGACAGAGGCUGCAUGCAUUUUACCGCUUGUUGUACUGUUGUAUCCUCACUUUUCCGUAGACGCUUUAGAUUUGUAGGGGGUUUGAAUGGGGUUAGAGGAAUCUCUUUCUGCGAUCCAUCAUCAGUAGUAAAAGUUUCAUGGUAAGAUAAUUCUUCGUCAGGGUUAGUGCCACUCUGAGAAGCAAUGAAAGCUGUUAUUAAUCUUAUUGCUCCCUUAUAUAAAAAUACCUUAUUACAGCACGAAAAACAAAUCUAAUACCGUAGUUACUAAUAGUUUCCUUGUUUGGUUUGUAUACAGGGUGUUACUUGUAACGUUAUUCACGAUUUUUCACCCACUGACGGCCAUCUGACAAAAACAAAUUUACAACAAGAGUUGCAGGGUAUGAAGUGCACAGUAGAUAUCAGUAAAAAAAAUUUCGAAAACAGUUUGUUUUCAUGACGAAGUCGAGGUCACCUUGGGUUUAACAAAUAGGACCAUAUAUUUUUUUUGUUUACCAUAUUUAGAGAACAUUGAGACGAAUUCAAAACACAUUACAUGAUUUUUUACUAAUAUUUACAGAAGUGUAAAUGUGAAAUAUUUAGCUUUUCGUCGUAUUUGACUUUGACAGUGUAAACAUUAUUUGACCCCGAAGAGAUUACUGAAUGUAAACACGCGACUUGAACAUAAGAUGUUCGAAAUGCAUUCCGCCUUCUGCGACGCAAUAUUCUGCUCUUUUAUAGAAGUUUGAAUGCGUUGCUGCAGAUAGACUUGCUGGAUCUACAUCUCUGCAUGCUGAGAUAAUUCUUUCUUGCAUUUCUUUAAUAUUAUUAAUUGGUGAUUGAUAUACAACGGACUGCAAAUAUCCCCAUAAAAAAAAUCAAGUGGAAAUAAGUACGGGGAACGAGCUGGCCAUCGUUAUUUCGUCAUUGCAGUUUCUUCGUUAGUCUUCUCUUGUUUCCACACAAGAUCGUACUUCCAAAUAUGACGAAAAGCUAAAUAUUUCACAUUUCCGCUUCUGUAAAUGAAGUAAUAUGUUAGUAAAAAUAUCAUGUAAUAUGUGAUUUGAAUUCGUCUCAAUGUCCUUUAAAUAUGGUAAACAAAAAAAAUAUAUGGUCCUAUUUGUUAAACCCAAGGUGACCUCGACUUCGCCGUGAAAACAAACAGUUUUCGAAAUUUUUGUUACUGAUAUCUAUUGUGCACUUCAUACCCUGCAACUCUUGUUCUAAACUUUUUUUUGUCAGAUGGUUGAAAGCAGGUGAAAAGUCGUGAGUAAUGUUACAGGUAACACCCUGUAUGUUGUAGAAACCGAAUUCAGAAACUAGAUGGAGAGCUAUAAGCGAACAGUUUAACAGGAUAACGAACUUUUCUCGAUGUCUGGGCUCGAUUGAUGGAACGCAUCUACAAAUAGUGGCACCAGAGCACAGUGGCAGCUUGUAUUUUAACUACAAAGAGACAUUGGCUGUAGUUUCGAAUUGCCCCGGUGGCCGAUCGACAUUGGCUUUGGAGGGGCGAGAGGGGGAGGGAGAAAACCCCAAAUGUAAAACGGUAUCCACAUCAGCCCAGUAGUUUCGGAGAUAUUAAUUAAAAACUUUCGGCAUAAUACGUAGAAUUUUGCCUAUACAGACGCGACUAACACAACCAUCCCCGGUGUAGAAACCGUAGUCGUCAAGUGUCAAGUAACCGAUGUCACAGUAGGGGGUCUCGACCUGAGUAUCUACAGGGUGUCAUAUAUGUAUAAAGCGCAUUAUUUUGUAAACUGUGGCUCGCGUUUACAUUAAUCGAAUACGAAUUACAUGAAUGCGAAUAUGAUUUUUGUUUUUGAUAGAAAUAUCACGCUGUCGAAAUAUUCGGAAACAACUUUUUUACUAAUACAGUAAAAGCUGGAUAUAUGCAACAAACAUUGGGACCCAGACGUUGCAUAUAUCCAGCCAAGGUGUCGA